Molecule: messenger RNA, 1221 nt
Organism: Danaus chrysippus (African queen)
Lineage: Eukaryota; Metazoa; Arthropoda; Insecta; Lepidoptera; Nymphalidae
Source: the annotation of a GenBank genome assembly
AUGUCGCUUUUAGAAGAUGUAUUUCUACGAGAUGAAGCCGACGAAGCCCAGGAGUUAGAAAGAGUAAUAGAGGGUGACGAAUAUGAUGACAGACCCCGGAAUAGGUCAGAUAGUGAUAAUGAUAGUGAACGGACAGACGAAGCUGAGGAAGAUAAAAGAAAAGUUGACCCAGCGUCAGCUAAAACAAGACGAAUAAUUAAAAACCCAAGAUUCGUUUUGAAUCCUGCUAGAUUAACUGGACCGAGAGGUAUACAUGUUAUACCAGAACAUUUCAAAGAUUUUAAAUUCAAAGGUAAAGGUCAUGAGAAAGAGGAUUUAGAUUUAAUUCUCAAGAAAUUAGAACAUUGGGCAUAUAGAUUGUACCCUAAAUUUCAAUUUGAGGAUUGUUUGAAGAAAAUUGAAACACUCGGAAAGAAAAGACCUGUUAUGGUUAAUUUACAUAAAAUAAGAUCGGACCAAUUUACAACAGAAGAGCCUAUAGUACAGAAAGAUUCUACUGAUGAUGACGAACCUCAAGAUGAAUUUGACAAGUUAUUGCAGCAACAAAUAGAUUUAGCUAGGGCUGCUGAGGCAAAGACAGAUGAAACACAUAGUCCUAUAAGAAAUAAUGAGCCUCCAUCACCGAAAGCGACUUCAUCACCAUCAAUAAGUGAUGAACAGAAAGAAAGGAUGAUGAGAAAUAGAAAAUUAGCUGAGGAAAGACGGAGAAAUAGAAUGUUAGCACAAAGUGUUACUAAAGAAGUUAUACCGACAUUAAAUAAUGAUGAUGGCAUUAAAAAUAAUGAUGAUGGCAUUCAAAAUAAUGGUAAUGGCAUUCAAAAUAAUGGUGAUGGCAUUCAAAAUAAAAUUGAUGAAGAUUUGGAUACAAAUAUAAGUAGGAGUAAGAAAAUAAAUAGAUCUAAUGUUAUUGAUAGUUCAGAUGAAGAAUCAUGUGUAGUGAAUGAAUCAUUUACUGUUGAUAUACAUAAUGUUACAACAGAAAAUGUUACAAAUAAUAAUGAAAAUAUUAAUAAUGAUGAAAAUUGUUCAGAUAUAAAAGAUAAAGAUGUAACUUUAGACAACGAAAAAGAUAAAGAUAUUGUGGAAAGUGAAGAUAUGUUAAAAAAUAGUAAUAUUAAUGUAAUUAAUGGUAAUAAUGAUAUAGAAGAAAUUAAUGAUUCAGAAACAAUGUCAAAAGAAAUAGCAGAGAAUGAAAUUAUGGAUGUUGAUUUUGAUGUAUAG